Messenger RNA from Oncorhynchus gorbuscha (pink salmon), 2514 nucleotides. RefSeq names its product Bardet-Biedl syndrome 4 protein-like. Gene Ontology annotation, cellular component: ciliary basal body. Gene Ontology annotation, molecular function: protein binding. The record is from RefSeq and is a predicted model, not a curated record. The transcript has 16 exons. Gene Ontology annotation, biological process: cilium assembly; protein localization to cilium. The coding region runs from base 485 to 2119 and encodes 544 amino acids. NCBI's taxonomy places the organism in Eukaryota, Metazoa, Chordata, Actinopteri, Salmoniformes, Salmonidae.
AAUAAAAUCUACAAUGUCUUGGAUAAAACUAGCUGGGAUGUUUGUUGUUAGCAGUGUAAUAUGUCUAGAAACGUUUUGCUUAGCAUUCUCCAGCUCUAGCUAGCUGAAAACAUAGCAGCUAGCUAGCGACUAGCUUGUUAAUGCUAGCAAAGUCGUUACAGCAGUAAUUGUUGACGUUACAGCUCCGUAUGGGGCCAUGGCUAAAAGGGAUCCAUCUUUUGUCAAAUUAACGUCAAAAGUUGGAAGGUUUUGCAUUUGAACUAACCCUAACCCCUUACCUAAUCUUAACCUAAUUAUCACAACAUGCUACAUUAACAGGUUUUGUUUAGCUCGAUAACUGUUGAUAAUUAGUGUACAUUCAAUUCAAAUAGUUCAAUGAUUUAUCUUGCGUUCUUUAAUGACGACCAAUAUUACUGGACGCCACAAGCAGAUGUGAAGUCGUCAUUACUAGUCGGCGACACGUUGUUAUUGUUGGACAGCAAACAUGGCGGAUGAAAGUGUUGCUGUGGAGCCAGCCUUCUUAAUUAAGCUCCCAGUGGCCUCUGAGACGAAGAAACGGCAAGCUCCAAAAGCUCCGGAACUUCCCAUUCUGGAGAGGAGAAACUGGCUCAUCCACCUGCACUACAUCCGCAAAGACUAUGAGAUCUGCAAGGCAAUGAUCAAAGAGCAGCUACAGGAGACCCAGGGAAUGUGUGAAUAUGCCAUAUAUGUACAAGCUCUAAUCUUGCGUCUGGAGGGGCAGAUCCAGCCAUCCCUGGAGCUGUUCCAGAGUUGUGCCAUCCUCAAUCCCACCAGCCCCGACAACCUCAAACAAGUGGCCCGAUCACUUUUUCUGUUGGGGAAACACAAGGCAGCCAUUGAGGUUUAUCAUGAAGCUGGGAAGCUCAAUGAGAAAGACUGGGAGAUCAACCAUAAUCUGGGUGUAUGCUAUUCCUUCAUAAAAGACUUCCAAAAUUCUGAACAGCAGUUGAAUGCAGCCCUGCAGUUGAAAAAACACGACAGGACAUUCAUGACACUGGGAAAGGUCCACUUGUUGGCGGGAGACACGGACAAAGCCAUUGAAGUGUACAAGAGUGCAGUGGAGUUCUCUCCAGAGAAUGCAGAGUUGCUGACCACUCUGGGGCUCCUGUAUCUGCAGUUGGGAAAAUACCAAAAAGCAUUUGAACAUCUCGGGAAUGCACUUACUCAUGACCCUAAUAACUAUAAGGCCAUCCUGGCAGCAGGCAGUAUGAUGCAGACCCAUGGGGACUUUGAUGUGGCCAUGAACAAGUACCGCGUGGCAGCGUGCAUGGUCCCCGAGAGCCCCCCGCUCUGGAACAACAUCGGCAUGUGCUUCUUUGGCAAGAAGAAAUAUGUAGCAGCCAUCAGCUGCCUGAAGCGGGCCCACUACCUGUCUCCGUUUGACUGGAAGGUACUGUACAACCUGGGCCUGGUGCACCUCACCAUGCAGCAGUAUGCCUCUGCCUUCCACUUCCUCAGCGCUGCCACCAACCUGCAGCCCCACCUGGGAGAACUCUACAUGCUACUAGCAGUUGCACUGACCAAUCUGGAGGACGUGGACAAUGCCAGGAGAUCCUAUGAACAAGCUGUGGCUUUAGACCAGUCCAACCCUCUGGUCAACCUGAACUUUGCCAUUCUGCUGUACAACCACGGGAACAAGAAGGGAGCCCUGCAACAGUACCAGGAGAUGGAAAGGAAAGUCAACAUACUGAAGGACAGCAACACAGAGUUUGACCCUGAGCUAAUGGACAUGGCUCAGAAGAUGGCCACUGCCUUGCAGGUGGGAGAGAGCCUGGAGUGGACCAAGCCGGUCAAAGACCCCAAGUCUAAGCAGCGCUCGGCUGGGGCCCCCAGUAAAACCCCUGGCAGCUCCCAGCAGCCGCUAGGCACCAACCAGGCCCUGGAGCAGGCCAUGUCCUCCGCCGCAGGCUACAACAAGAGCAUCACACUCCCCACAGGAGUGUCCCCCCACAGCCAGCCAACGCCCCCCUCCCUGGCCUUGGAGGAGGAGCCUGAUGUGGAGACCACCCCCACCCGAGCCCCUCAGCCAGAAGAGUCAGACCCCUCCACCACCAUGCCCCCUCUGGCAGCCAAACCCAAAGUCAAGAAGAACAAGUAAUAAAGCAAGAGCUGAACUAGACUAGACGUCCUGUAUCUAGUCCACAGGCCGGUAGUGUAUCAUCACUCAGCUUAUCUAGUCCACAGGCCGGUAGUGUAUCAUCACUCAGCUUAUCUAGUCCACAGGCCGGUAGUGUAUCAUCACUCAGCUUAUCUAGUCCACAGGCCGGUAGUGUAUCAUCACUCAGCUUAUCUAGUCCACAGGUCUGUAGUGUAUCAUCACUCAGCUUAUCUAGUCCACAGGCCUGUAGUGUAUCAUCACUCAGCUUCUCUAGUCCACAGGCCGGUAGUGUAUCAUCACUCAGCUUAUCUAGUCCACAGGCCGGUAGUGUAUCAUCACUCAGCUUAUCUAGUCCACAGGUCUGUAGUGUAUCAUCACUCAGUUUAUCUAGUCCA